This is a messenger RNA of Contarinia nasturtii (swede midge), 689 nucleotides long. RefSeq lists its product as uncharacterized. The coding region runs from base 1 to 570 and encodes 189 amino acids. The record is from RefSeq and is a predicted model, not a curated record. The transcript has 2 exons. Lineage: Eukaryota; Metazoa; Arthropoda; Insecta; Diptera; Cecidomyiidae.
AUGCUGAAAUUGAACAGUGAACAAUAUGCACGGGUUUAUCGCCAUAUUAGUCGCCAUGUUGGCUUCUACAACACCACCGGUAGUGGCCGCAUCGACAAUGUAUUUUCGGUCGAAAAUCGCCGACGGAUGAACUUGCCGGCAAGAGAUGCCAAAAAUGCGGAACAAGUAAAAAACAUGAUUCGCACCAUCAUUACUCGGGGUGGCGACGUCGCCCGAUACCCAAGUACUGCGGCGGAAGAAAGUGCGGACGAUGACGCUAUUGGUGUUCCAGAGGCCGAAAAGCAAGUGCCACCGCAAGCGCCAAGAAUGAAAACGGUAGUGAUCGUCAAUGGCAAAACUACCAUCUCCAAGCCACUCGAACGAGCCAUUUACCGGUUCAUGCUCCGGCACUUGGAUAUGUAUGGUUCGGAGCGCAAUAUCAACGCCAUUAAUCGUGUUUACACACGAUUUCACAUCCAACCAUCGUCGAUAAUUACCGAACGAUUGCGAUCCAUUAUCCAAAAUGUAAAUCGGCACUACGAUGAGAAAACCAACACUUGUCCGUUGCCGGAAACAUAUUACGGAAGUUAGUCACCGGCGACAAUGUCCAACGUCCAGACGAUCGGUGGGAGCAAUCGAGUGAUGAGGAAUCAGCCACAUUCGACACAUUUGAGAUGCCAUUGGAUUCGCCAAAAAAUUCUUCUGAAGAU